AUGGGGACCAACGGUGGAACCAUUAUCAGCUUCACAUCUACACCUUCCUUACACGCCGUAACCAGCCGAAUGCCUUCGCAUCCGAACGGUUGUGCAAACUUUACAUUUCAACUUCCUUCGAUCGCAAAUGCAUCAAAAAAAAAUACAAACUCUGCAGAAAGGCGUGCAAACCACAAUGCUGUCGAACGGGCUCGACGGGAAUGCUUAAAUACUAAAUUCCAAGAGCUUGCCCACGCUCUUCCUUCUUUAGCACAAGUCCGACGUCCGUCCAAAUCGAUUAUUGUCCAAAAAUCACUCGAUUUCAUUUAUACAGCUCGCCAGAAAGAUGAAUUGCACGAUAAAGAGAUGCGAAGCAUUCGCAGUGAAAAUGAAUCAUUACGUGAAGAAAUUAACAAAUUACGAGAAGAAUUAGGUUUAGAUCCUUUACCACCACGAGAAGAACCCAAACCAACUACUUCUCAAACUGAUGACGCGAAGGAGGAUGCUAAUAAAAACACACCGGAGAUAAAGGCCGAAGCUGAUAUUCCCACCACCACUACUGCGCAUGAACCUAAAAGUUCCACUGAUUUUCAAAUCAAGCCUGAAGAUUCACGGUCUGACGAUGAUUAUAGCAACGGGAAUACUGAUGAUGACUACGAACAAGACCCUUCAGAGACGACGAUAGAUGGUAAGAAUGUCGAGGCAGACCAAACAAAGCAACACAUUGAAAAUCAACCAUGUUUAUAUGACGGUUUGGUAUACCUAGACACCAGUAUGAAUCAUCACACCGGUUAUCCUCCAUCAGAUUUUGACUUCCCAAUGGAUAUGACAUCGAUGGACCACUUGGUAGAUGCAAACUCGCUAAACUUGAAUUUCGACGAUUCAUUGAAUGCUCAUGAGAUGGGUACUUUUUGCGGAUCAUUUCCAAUACAACAAAAAUAUUAUCCAUCUCCGCCAUACGAAGCAGCGAUGAUAGAUCUAUCCGGGCACAUACCACUUUUAGGGAUUGCGGAAUUUAAUACCGCUAUUUGCAUCGAGGAACUUUUGAAGAUUUGGGUCACACCUCCCUUCCCUAUUCCCCAUAAUUUAUCCUUUGAUUUUGUCAUACGGCUGAUUGUUUAUCUUCAAAAAACACCGCCUCUU
Molecule: messenger RNA, 1122 nt
Organism: Acaulospora morrowiae
Lineage: Eukaryota; Fungi; Glomeromycota; Glomeromycetes; Diversisporales; Acaulosporaceae
Source: the annotation of a GenBank genome assembly